AUGGCGGAUCCUGUCGGUUUCACAGCAAGCGUAAUUGGUAUUGCAACACUAGCGGUACAACUUGGGGAUGCCCUGAGGAAGGCAGCUGAAUUCUGGGAAGCUGUUCAGGAUGCUCCUUCAGACAUUCGCCGCUUGUCUAAAGAGCUUCGACUUGUGGCUAGCGUCUUUCAUACAAUUCAAAUUGAAUAUGAAACUGGUAGCACACCUACAAAUUUCGAAAGCAUGGUCAAGGACGCCCUCGAAUUAGCAAAGGACGAUAUUGAUCAACUCUCAGAGUUUAUCUCAGAGUUGUCGCGAAAUCUAUCCGUUUCCAAUGGGAGUCUCGGUAGGCAAUGGAGAAAAGUUCAGAUGGUCUUGAAAGCGAGCAAGAUAGAAAGGUUUAGGGAUAACCUUGAGAGCGUUAAGACCACUAUGGCCCUACUUCAGGGAAGCAGACAACAGGCAUCUUUGAUUCAAGUCAGCAGCAGGCUCGAUGUGCUAAGUACGAAUAUCAGCUCUAUAGCUACAACAAACUCGACCCACCAAAUUGCGCUUCAAGCAUCACAAGAAAUGACACAAAGUAGCUUUGUUCCCUCCAGUGGAUGGAAAGAUUCUGCUGGUAGUGUUUCUAGGUCUUUUGAUCAAUACAAGACGAGUUUCUUACUAGGCACUCUCAAUUUCCGAACUAUUUCCACCACUCACCGAUAUAGCGAUGACGAUGGCACAGACGAUGCCGACAAUUCGACAACCACCAAGACUUUCCUGAUUGAACUUUUCAUGGGAUUUACGACAUGUCGAAAAAGGUUCAGAUUCAUGAUGAGUAGUAAUUUUGAUCAGUAUGCACUUGACGUUGUUCGGCGUCGACCAAACAACUCGGAAAUCUUUCGACUCUGUAAACGUGGCAAUGUUCAAGGUGUGAAGAAGUUACUGGAUCGUGGCGAAGCAUCUAUUCAUGAUAUCAACGAGAAAGGAGAGUCUCUUCUACAUAAAGCUGUCUUCGCUGCUGACACGCAGCUUUGCACGAUGCUCCUUGAUCUUGGAGCAGACGUAUACUGGGAGGAUGAUUAUGGCAUUGUGCCAAUAUCGAGAGCAUUGGCAUUGACUUCUUUUGCUGCCAUAUCUGAAGCUGGGUAUGAUUUAUGGCCGUUAUGUACAUUGAGCUCAGGUCUGCCUUUUUACAAUAUUUUAAAUAUUUCCAUAUGGCGUUAUGUAUUCCAGCAUAAACCAGCCGGAUCAAUCGGAAGGCAUUGGUCUGUGGCGGUAUUAUGGAGUCUCAAUGGGGCAAGAGAUGCCGAAGUCGUCGAUUUUUUGGCUGCCAGGGUUGCGGAAGAGCUAUUCCAAUUCAAAAUUUUCACUCCAUCCAAAUCUGGGAAGUUCUUGGAACGAAUUAUACUUCAAUUUAUAGACAGAUGGCUCGGAUCAUUAUUCCGUCUUUGGUUCUAUGGAGAAGACAAGCAUAGAGUGUUUUUAUUCGAGUACAAGCUCUUCGUCAUUCUGGAGCGAAUAUAUAUACCCUGGGUUUUACGCAACUCAAAUGAAGAGCUUCUCUCGUGCAUCACUACUGGGAUAUACAUGGAUGGAGUUGUAAAAAUCAUAAAAGCGUGCAAUUGGAGUAUGGAAAUCACUAAUGCGAUCUUUCGAAUAUGGUCCCAACCCUUCCUUGAGUUAGGAAUAGAUCUCAUUUCUCACCAUCCAUGUACUAUACGUGGCAAUGGUGAGAAUAAUGAUGGGGAGGAUAGUGAUUGGGAGGAUAGUGAUGGGGAGGAUAAUGAUGGGGAAGACGGCGACAAAGGGGAGAAUAGCGACGGGGAGGACAGUGAUAGUGAGGAUAGUGAUGGGGAAGACAGCGACAAAGAGAGCACCGCAAAUCCUGCAUUAAGAUGGCAUGUGAUCGAUUGUUGCAGAGAUAUAUGUUGUGAAAUUACUCACGAAGAUCAGCUGGACAACCUUUCACUCAACAUAACCCGUUUCACUCGACCUGAAUACUCACAUCUUGAUCCCCAAUUCUUAUGCGAAGCUGGUCGAAUGCGCGGUGAUCUGACUGGUGCAGGUCGAUGCCUCUCACGAACCGAUGAAGCUUUCAUCAAAGAUGGAAAGUUCUCCAUGGACGUUCCAGGACAAUGGGAAGAGCCACCGGUUCCAAACACGACAAUGGGGCUCGUUCUACAUUCGAUAACUUUUGAGCUCCCUCAAAUUCGUUAUAGCAUGAUUCAUGGCCCAGAAUCUGAUUAUUAUAAAGCUAUCACCGAGGAAGAUAUACAACAAAUUGAGCAAGAUUUGCGAAAUGGUACUUUGUAUGGCUUAAGCGAGGAUUUACCUGAAACGUCCAGGAAAGAGUGA
Messenger RNA from Botrytis fragariae, 2319 nucleotides. RefSeq lists its product as uncharacterized. NCBI's taxonomy places the organism in Eukaryota, Fungi, Ascomycota, Leotiomycetes, Helotiales, Sclerotiniaceae. Gene Ontology annotation, molecular function: protein binding. Bases 1 to 2319 code for a protein of 772 amino acids. The record is from RefSeq and is a predicted model, not a curated record. The transcript is spliced from 4 exons.